Messenger RNA from Poecilia latipinna (sailfin molly), 1675 nucleotides. Its product is annotated as delta-like protein C. The annotation marks the transcript as partial. Gene Ontology annotation, biological process: Notch signaling pathway. Gene Ontology annotation, molecular function: calcium ion binding; Notch binding. The transcript is spliced from 3 exons. The record is from RefSeq and is a predicted model, not a curated record. Lineage: Eukaryota; Metazoa; Chordata; Actinopteri; Cyprinodontiformes; Poeciliidae.
CUCCUCUCCUCUGCAGGUGCACAGUGUCUGGACCUCGGCAGCCGGGUCGUGUGCCAGUGUCGCUCGGGCUUCACCGGGACUCUCUGCGAGACCAACAUCGACGACUGUGCCGGCAACCCCUGCCGCAACGCCGGCACGUGCCUGGAUGGCAUCAAUGACUUCAGCUGCUCGUGCACCCUGGGCUUCUCUGGAAAGGACUGCUCGGUGCGCAGCAGUCCCUGCGACUACUUCCCCUGCAGCAACGGGGGAAUGUGUUACACCCACUUCUCCGGCCCCGUGUGCCAGUGUCCACCGGGCUUCAUGGGCGCUCGCUGUGAGUACUCCCUCAGCAUUCCCUCUCCAAGAUCUCCGGCGCUGAUUGCCGCCAUCGCACUCGGCCUGGUCACUCUGUCGCUCCUGGUGUGCGCCUCCAUCCACAUCCUGCGUCAGCUGCGCCGGGGCAGGAAGCUGGCAGCCAUGUCCAGGUCCGUCAAGAAUGACCUGGAGACGGUGAACAACCGCAGCGCUGUGAUCGGCGGAGGCGUCCCCAACAACGGGAGCCUGGUGGGGGCGCCGGUGUGCAGCCUGAAGGAGAAGGAGGCCUUUCUUCUUCCUGGAGGUCCACAUAAAGUGUCCAACAAGGACGCAGCGCUGGCGGAGAAGAGCAGCGACAAGGGGUCCAUGAUCAAAAACAAAAUGGCCGACUGUAACCUGGCCAAAGAGGAGCAGCGCCUGGAGAAGAACAAGUUUGACCCUCAGAAACAUGACUCCUCCAUCGUCGUCCCUCCUCUCAGUUUUGUGAAGGACAGUCUGUAUCAGCCGGUGUUCAUCGUCCCGGAGCCCAUGGAGCAGCGUGUGUUCGCCACAGAGGUAUAGCCCUGAGUUUUCAGACCACCAGCGGAGGAGCCUGAAACGUUUCUGUCCUGGACAGAACAGCCAGAGGAUCUAUUCUACACACACAUUUUAUUUAAUAUUUAUUGCUGCUGCUCAAUGGAAACAAGCAAACACCACAAGGACUCAUUCUGCUUCAAUAGUGACAAUGUUGGGAUGAAAGACACACACCAUUUAUCUUUGUAUACUUUUAAAUCCCCAUCCAACUUUCUUUGCUUUUCAUAUAUGAACAAGAAUAUGAAUUGUCCUUCAAUCAGAAAAUGCUGUUUGACAAGAACGAUCAAAAAUCCUCUGCCUGAUUUUGCAGGAACUGAAACUUUCCUUGAACCAUCUGGACUUUGUGUCUAAAAGCUGCAGAUAUUUUAAUGACUCUGAAUAUUUUUCUGACCAUUUUGUCUCAUUGCUUUCUAAUGGAAUCAAUCAUGAUGCAGCGGCCUGUUGAGAAAACCCAGCGCCUACUCUGUCACCGUAGAAAACCAGAAAACUCUGUCACCGUAGAAAACCAUAAAACUCUGUCACCGUAGAAAACCAGAAAACUGUCAAGUCACCGUAGAAAACCAGAAAACUGUCAAGUCACCGUAGAAAACCAGAAAACUCUCAAGUCAUCGUCCAAACCAGAAAACUCUGUCAUCGUCCAAACCAGAAAACUCUCAAGUCACCAUAGAAAACCAGAAAACUCUCAAGUCAUCGUCCAAACCUGAAAACUCUCAAGUCACCAUAGAAAACCAGAAAACUCUCAAGUCACCAUAGAAAACCAGAAAACUCUCAAGUCAUCGUCCAAACCAGAAAACUCUCAAGUCAUCGU